Rotaria socialis is the source of this 582-nucleotide messenger RNA. The record is from the annotation of a GenBank genome assembly. Lineage: Eukaryota; Metazoa; Rotifera; Eurotatoria; Philodinida; Philodinidae.
AUGGCAGUCACGUUUGUAACAGGCAACAAGAAUAAAUUAGCUGAAGUUCAAGCAAUAUUAGCUGAUGUAUUACCGAAUUUGAAGUCAGAAAAUCUCGACUUGCCUGAGUAUCAAGGUGAACCUGAUGAAAUUUCUCGAGAAAAAGCUAAAACAGCUGCUCAAAAAGUCAAUGGUCCUGUUUUAAUCGAAGACACAUCGCUUUGUUUUAAUGCUUUACAUGGUCUUCCGGGACCGUAUAUAAAAUGGUUCUUGGAUAAAUUGGGGCAUGAUGGUUUGAAUAAAUUACUUGCUGGUUACGAAGAUAAAACAGCCUAUGCGCAAUGUGUAUUUGCGUUUUGUGCGGGACCCACAAGUGAACCGAUUGUGUUCGAUGGUCGAUGUCCAGGAAGAAUCGUGCCAGCACGUGGACCCAAUUCAUUUGGAUGGGAUCCAGUAUUUCAACCCGACAAUGAACAAGGACAACCAGGUGAAAAAACCUUUGCUGAAAUGGAUAAAACAGAAAAAAAUCGUAUAAGUCAUCGUAGUCGAUCACUUCAAUUGGUUAAAGAUCAUUUCGUUCGGCAUCCAGAAUAUCGUAAAUAA